Physeter macrocephalus (sperm whale) is the source of this 1685-nucleotide messenger RNA. It is a transcript of the gene NEGR1, whose product is annotated as neuronal growth regulator 1. The transcript has 7 exons. The record is from RefSeq and is a predicted model, not a curated record. Lineage: Eukaryota; Metazoa; Chordata; Mammalia; Artiodactyla; Physeteridae. The coding region runs from base 142 to 1275 and encodes 377 amino acids.
UCCACCAAAUUAAAAAAAAAAAAUAGAAAGAAAAAAAAAAAUCCUGUGGCGCGCUGCCUGGUUCCCGGGAAGACUAGCCAGCACCAGGGGGUGGGGGAGUGCGAGCUGAAAGCUGCUGGAGAGUGAGCAGCCCUAGCAGGGAUGGACAUGAUGCUGUUGGUGCAGGGUGCUUGUUGCUCGAACCAGUGGCUGGCGGCGGUGCUCCUCAGCCUGUGCUGCCUGCUACCCUCCUGCCUCCCGGCUGGACAGAGUUUGGACCUCCCCUGGGCUGCUGUGCACAACAUGAUGGUCAGAAAAGGGGACACGGCGGUGCUUAGGUGUUAUUUGGAAGAUGGAGCUUCAAAGGGUGCCUGGCUGAACCGGUCAAGUAUUAUUUUUGCGGGAGGUGAUAAGUGGUCAGUGGAUCCUCGAGUUUCAAUUUCAACAUUGAAUAAAAGGGACUACAGCCUCCAGAUACAGAAUGUAGAUGUGACAGACGAUGGCCCAUACACAUGUUCUGUUCAGACUCAACAUACACCGAGAACAAUGCAGGUGCAUCUAACUGUGCAAGUUCCUCCGAAGAUAUAUGACAUCUCAAGUGAUAUGACCAUCAAUGAAGGAACCAAUGUCACCCUGACUUGUUUGGCCACUGGGAAACCAGAGCCUUCCAUUUCCUGGAGGCACAUCUCCCCAUCAGGUAAAGCAGAAAAGUAUCAGUGUUGCUCGUGCUGUUCAAUAUCCUCCUGUAACCUCACUUGUUCAGAAUCGAAACCAUUUGAAAAUGGACAAUAUUUGGACAUUUACGGAAUUACAAGGGACCAGGCUGGAGAAUAUGAAUGCAGUGCAGAAAAUGAUGUGUCAUUUCCAGAUGUGAAAAAAGUGAAAAUUGUCGUAAACUUUGCUCCUACGAUUCAGGAAAUUAAAUCUGGCACUGUGGCCCCGGGACGCAGCGGAUUGAUAAGAUGCGAAGGUGCAGGUGUGCCACCUCCGACCUUUGAAUGGUACAAAGGAGAGAAGAAGCUCUUCAGUGGCCAACAAGGAAUUAUUAUUCAGAAUUUUAGCACGAGAUCCAUUCUCACUGUUACCAAUGUGACACAGGAGCACUUCGGCAACUAUACUUGUGUGGCUGUCAACAAGCUAGGCACAACCAAUGCGAGCCUGCCUCUCAACCCUCCAAGUACAGCCCAGUAUGGAAUUACCGGGAGCGCUGACGUUCUUUUCUCCUGCUGGUACCUUGUGUUGACACUGUCCUCUUUCACCAGCCUAUUCUACCUGAAGAAUGCCAUUCUACAAUAAAUUUAAAGACCCAUAAAAGGCUUUUAAGGAUUCUCUGAAAGUGCUGAUGGCUGGAUCCAAUCUGGUACAGUUUGUUAAAAGCAGCGUGGGAUAUAAUCAGCAGUGCUUACAUGGGGAUGAUCGCCUUCUGUAGAAUUGCUCAUUAUGUAAAUACUUUAAUUCUACUCUUUUUUUGAUUAGCUACAUUACCUUGUGAAGCAGUACACAUUGUCCUUUUUUUAAGACGUGAAAGCUCUGAAAUUACUUUUAGAGGAUAUUAAUUGUGAUUUCAUGUUUGUAAUCUACAACUUUUCAAAAGCAUUCAGUCAUGGUCUGCUAGGUUGCAGGCUGUAGUUUACAAAAAACGAAUAUUGCAGUGAAUAUGUGAUUCUUUAAGGCUGCAAUACAAGCAUUCAUUUCCCUGUUUCAAU